Lineus longissimus is the source of this 1824-nucleotide messenger RNA. Its product is annotated as forkhead box protein B1-like. NCBI's taxonomy places the organism in Eukaryota, Metazoa, Nemertea, Pilidiophora, Heteronemertea, Lineidae. Gene Ontology annotation, biological process: cell differentiation; regulation of transcription by RNA polymerase II; anatomical structure morphogenesis. The record is from RefSeq and is a predicted model, not a curated record. Bases 721 to 1620 code for a protein of 299 amino acids. Gene Ontology annotation, molecular function: DNA-binding transcription factor activity, RNA polymerase II-specific; RNA polymerase II cis-regulatory region sequence-specific DNA binding. The transcript has a single exon.
CACAUGGAUUGAGAUCACUACUUUAGCAUAUCGUCGGGAUCUGAUAAAGUCAUUUGGUGACAGAAGCAGCCGAUUUUGUGAUAGGAGCAGACGUUUCGUUUGGACACCUGUUCGACACAAUCACAAGGAGCUGAUAGGAUAGUUUGAAAGUUAUCUGAAAUCCGAACUUUUCAUGAAAUUAUCUAGCAUUUUGUAUCUUUCGUUCACCGUAAGCUCCCAAAUUCAUCCGUUUUGGCUUUGUGCCCGGAUUGCUAACUUCGAGUCCUUCUGGGAAGAUCCUGCUACUUUUACACAAAAAGAAACCGGCUGCUAUUCUGAGGAAGAAAUAUUUAGAAGGUGUUCUAAGGAAGCAACAGCCUUAUAAUCAACAUUGACUGAGAAGCUAUUCUAAGGAAGUGGCAUUUACCAAUCAACUUUGAUUAAGAAGCUAUUCGAAGGAAGUAACAUCACUUACCGUCUUUGGGAAGCCGUUCAAAGGAAGUAACAUUUACCAACUUUGGGAUGCUAUUCUAUAGGAAGUAGUAUUUACUUUCUUUGAGAAGCAGUUUGAAGGAAGUGACAUUUGCCAACUUUGAGAAGGAAAUCGAAGGAAGAACAUUUACAAUCUUUGGCAAACAAUGCUGAAGAAGUUUCUCUAAAACUCAGUUCAGAAGCACUCUGCCAAAGUACGAUUGAAUUGGUCUAUGUGUAAUUGAUAUUUUACUUCACUACUUUGCCAGGAUGCCGAGGCCAGGAAGAAACACCUAUAGUGAUCAAAAACCACCUUACUCUUACAUAGCCCUUACCGCAAUGGCUAUACAAAGUUCAGGUGAAAAGAUGCUGCCCUUAAGUGACAUAUAUAAGUUCAUCAUGGACAGAUUCCCUUUCUACAGGGAUAACACGCAAAGAUGGCAAAAUUCUCUCCGGCAUAAUUUGUCAUUCAAUGACUGUUUUAUCAAGAUACCUCGUCGACCUGACCGACCAGGGAAAGGCAGCUACUGGGCCCUCCACCCUUGCUGCGGUGACAUGUUCGAAAACGGCAGUUUCUUACGUCGGAGGAAACGUUUCAAAAUUCAAAGCCGCCAAGGCCCAUCAAUGGCGGAUUCUCUGAAAUCAAGUAUGGAAUCAAACACUUAUAUCAGUCAGCACAGUUUAAGACAAAUCCAGAUCGGGAUAUCAGCUGCUAACAAAUUACAGCCAUUUUCACCACCUUCUCACAAACAACCCUUCACCAUUGAGAACAUUAUUGCCCCGGAUUAUAAAAGUACCAGUUCGCAAAUGCCGGUUAUUCCCACUGCUUUACCAGCAUUUGCAAGCCAGUUUAACCUGAUGCAUGGUGCUGGAAUGGCCCCUGCUUUGACUCCUCCCUACACUCCAAGUGACCUGACAGCAAUGUGCGCUUUAAAUGAUUUGCACAUCAUUCGAUCGAUGGGCGGUUUGACGGCACCCAUGCCCAUCAAACCUACCCCCUUGCCGCCACUGACACUGCCCUCACAGGCACAUCUACCAUCUGUAUCAUCUUCAACCACAGGACUCAGUUUGUCACCGCAUGGACCCCUUAAUCUCCGACCGCCGCCUCUGUCGUUGGGAACGAUUGCAUUUACGAGUACUUCGACUACACCGGUGACAGUUAUUUCAUAAGAACUUGACGCAAUGCGUAGAUUUCUCUGCCUAUGCUUUGUGCGUUAUAUGCGUUUCUACAGACUUCUUUAAAAAGACUUCUCAUUUAUUUGUUAGGAAAAACAAACAAGCAGCAGCUUCUUGUCCGCGCACACCAUUACUUUUUCUUACACUGGAGUUAAUACAAUUGGCAAGUAUCGUUUUAUAUCUCAUUGUGCUUACGUU